AUGCUGGCUGGGGGUAGACAGCUGCCAAUGCGGCUUCGCUCGAGCUUGGCUCUUUCAUCCUUAGUACGUGGAUCCAGGGUUGCGGCACCAUGGAUUCGAUCAACUGCAUCUUCGCGGCGUUUCCAUCGUCCGGCUGGUCUCCGUGAGCAACAGUCAACGGAGCUUCCUAGCUUUCUAGAGGCGUACAAAAAAGCGGUGGAAUUCCCCGCUGCCACACAUGACUUCGAGUCCUUCCUAUCGCAGGCCGAGCCGAACACGGAAGUCGUGCUACAUGGAUACCUUGGUCAUAGAGCCGAUCUUUCUAAGAAGCUCUCAUUUGUACGCCUGACAGAUCCUACAAUGAAACACAGCUUGCAGGUCGUCGCAUUUGCCAAGAACGAAGCCUUCGAGACGCUCAAAUCAUUAAAUGUCCAUAGUCCCGUCGCGGUGCGUGGUAUAGUACAGAAGAAGAAAGGAAAGCCCACCGAUGACGCAAAUAAACCCGCCGAAGAUACAUGGGAACUUGCUCUGGAAGAGAUUCAUCCUCUGAAUGACUUCCCUAAGGAAAUCAUCAUGACUCCCGAGACCGUAUUCGCACCCGAGCACCGGUACCUCCAGCUCCGCUCGGAUGCAGAGUUACGUGAGGCACUGCGAUUCCGAGCUCAGGUACACAAUGCCUGUAAGAAGGAGCUGGAGAGCUGCCAGCCUGGAUUUGUUGAGAUUGAGACUCCGUUGUUGUUUAAGUCGACGCCGGAGGGUGCACGCGAAUUCCUUGUCCCUACUCGCCGCCCCGGACUGGCGUAUGCCUUGCCCCAAAGCCCACAGCAGUAUAAGCAGAUUUUGAUGGCGAGUGGAUUACCGCGUUAUUUCCAGUUUGCGCGCUGCUUCCGUGAUGAAGAUCUUCGGGCUGAUCGUCAACCUGAAUUUACACAGCUUGAUAUGGAAAUGUCGUUUGCAACAGGUGAAGAUGUCAUGCGCACCGUUGAGGGCGUAAUUCGUCGACUCUGGUCAACCUUGAUGAAAGACCCUGCACCCGAAGGUCCCUUCCGCCGUGUCCCAUAUCAAGAAGCCAUGGCGCGCUAUGGAUCUGACAAGCCAGAUACCCGAUACGGCAUGGCGAUCAUCCGACUCGACCAUGUUCUACCUGUCGAUCUCGUGAACAAGAUUUCAGAUCUACAGAAUCCCAUAGUAGAGGCAUUCAAGGUAGAGGGCAACGAGAAUGACCCCGCUGAAACACACCAAUUCAUCACCCAGUUCCUUGACUCCCCCACCGGCGCGACCUACAAUAACAACCCAGAUGGCGGUCCAGGCGUAUUCGUCUACAACGGCAAGCAGCCACUUUGCGGUUUACAACCCUUCGGCUUCGAGGCCGCCGAACAAGUCGAAGAACUCUUAGACCCUGACCACGGAGACCUAAUUAUCCUCCAAGCCCGUCCUCGCGCCCCCUUCUCCGGAGGCUCCACACCAAUCGGCGACCUUCGUCGCGCUUUACACGCCUCCGCCGUGUCAAGAGGCUUCAAGCCUGCGCCUACUGGAUUCGACUUCAUGUGGGUUGUCGAUUUCCCGCUCUUCUCACCUUCAUCCGAUACCGAACCCGGUCAAGGCGGCGCAGCAGGCCUCUCAUCUACUCAUCACCCCUUCACAGCCCCUAAAACAGCUGCAGAUGUAGACCUCCUCCUCACAGACCCGACAAAGGUAGUAGCGGACCACUAUGAUCUAGUCGUGAAUGGGGUUGAGCUCGGCGGUGGAAGCCGUCGUAUUCAUGAUGCUGCUGUGCAGGAAUUCAUCUUCCGUGAUAUUCUUCAGAUGCCCGCGGAGCGAUUAACGGAUUUCUCGCAUCUACUUGAUGCCUUGCGAGCCGGAUGCCCGCCUCAUGCGGGUCUGGCGCUCGGAUUCGAUCGUCUGGUUGCUGUUAUGUUGGGUAAGGAGUCUGUGAGAGAUGUUAUUGCGUUCCCGAAGACGGGUAAGGGUGGUGAUGAUGCGAUGGUAAAGGCGCCUAGUCCUAUGACAGCCCAGGCGCUUGAGACCUAUCAUCUUCAGCUGCGGAAAUAG
Messenger RNA from Penicillium malachiteum, 2031 nucleotides. RefSeq names its product aspartate--tRNA ligase MSD1. Gene Ontology annotation, cellular component: cytoplasm; mitochondrion. The record is from RefSeq and is a predicted model, not a curated record. Gene Ontology annotation, molecular function: aspartate-tRNA ligase activity; ATP binding; nucleic acid binding. The transcript is spliced from 3 exons. NCBI's taxonomy places the organism in Eukaryota, Fungi, Ascomycota, Eurotiomycetes, Eurotiales, Aspergillaceae. The coding region runs from base 1 to 2031 and encodes 676 amino acids. Gene Ontology annotation, biological process: aspartyl-tRNA aminoacylation.